AUGGACCCUGUAUCCCUUGCCGGCUUGGCGCUGGGAGUUGCUUCCAUCAGCCUCCAGGUUUACACAGGAUGUAUUCAAGGGAUACAGCUCCUUGUUACGGCAUUGGGCUAUGAGGAUGAGUGCAAAUAUCUCAAUCUCCGUCUCAGGAUGGAACAGCAGCGUCUGUUUUGCUGGAGUGAGGCUUCUGGCCUGCUUGACCUUGACGCCAAGAACCGAGACAAGGUUCUCAACUCAAACGUAUUCAAUCUUCACCGCCAGACUGUAAUUGAUCUACUUGUUCAAAUCCAGUGCCUCUUCAAUGAGUUUACAGAAUACCAGCAGAAGCACAAUAACCUUUCUACCGUCGUGGAUAAAGAUGGCGUCCUGGAUUCACCAGAAAAAGAUGCCAAGCUGUCAAACUAUCCUAUGAGUGAUAAGAAACGGAACUUUAUCAAAAAGGCCAUGGCUGGACUCAAGUCCAAAUCAUCAGAAAGCCUUACUAGGUUAAGGUGGACUUCAUUUGACAAGCAAGGGUUUGAAAAGUUGCUGGCCAAGUUUUCAGUCCUCAACGACAACAUGACCAAUAUCCUCGAUCACUCCUUGCAGGUCGAGAUUCGCAAUACUGUACAGGACACCAACCGUGGGGUCCUGUUACUCCAUCACAAGAUAGCCGAUCUGAGUCAUCUUGUGUUAGCUCUAAAGUCUCAGCUCGAUGCAGGUUCCCGGCUUGGACCAUCGCAAAUGUCCAAACUGGAAAGGGAAGCCAACGCUGACGCUCUACGGCAAUUGUCGAGAUUAGCCAAAUUCAAGGCCUUCAAUGAGACUAUCGAUCCCAAGUCAGAUAGCCCAGCAGUCUUUGACGAAGCUGCUGCAAAAUUCCUCGAUCUUGCAAAGCCAGGCCAUCAGCGCAAUCUAUUCAUCCCUCGAUACCUCAUAGAGCUAGACCCUGAGGUGGAUGAAUCAGAGGCUCCACGAUGCGAGGCUUUCAUGAAGACAGCAGAAGGCAAGAAGAAGGUUUGGAUUGAGUGGAAGGACUAUGACAACAUGGAUACCCAACCAGGUUCGCUAUCAAAGGCCGAUAUCAUUGAGAGAGUCCGAAAACUUGCUGCUUUGCUGAACCAUAGUCCCAAGCCCGAGGCCUUUCGCACUCCUCACUGUCUGGGGUUCUUCGAUAAAGCUGAUCCUAACAUCCCCGAGGAUGACGUUGAUAUUCUAGAUCGGAGACUCGGCCUCAUAUUCGAGCGCCCAUCCGACGAUAAUCUACAGACCUCUCUCCCACCUGUUUCGCUCCGUGAGCUUCUUCUAGACCCAAAGGUCCGCAAGCCUCGUGUUACAGAACGGGUGUACUUGGCACAUGCUAUCAGCAAUUGCCUCCUCUACCUUCAUGCUGUGCACUGGCUACACAAGGGUCUUCGCAGUCACAAUGUGUUAUUUUUCCGAACACGUGAUGGCCGCAUAGACUACCGUCAACCAUAUCUCUCAGGUUUCGAUUUUUCACGGCCUGGAGGGUUAGAUGAGAUGACCGAUGCACCAGGAGAUGAUGCAGAGCAUGAUCUAUACCGACAUCCCAACGCCCAGUCAAACCGUCGACGAGAUAGAGAGCGUUCGAAGAAAAGCUUCGACAUUUAUAGUCUGGGUGUCAUUCUAGUCGAAUUAGCACAUUGGCGGCCGGUUGAAGAUGUGCUGAGUAUCGACAUGAGGCGUGCGCGCGGGAGACCUGAUGUUGUGCGCGGUGUACGAGAGGCUCUGUUGGAGGAAGACCAAGUCGCAUCAGUAGGUGCUGACAUGGGAGAGAGGUUUGAAGAUGCGACACGGAAAUGUUUGGCUGGAGGUAAGGAUUUUGGACUCAGUGAGGGAGAUGAUGAGACACGAGAUGAAGUUGCUGAAAAGUUAUCAAUGAAAUUUUAUGAGGACGUGGUAAAGCGAUUGGAGGGCGUGGUCGUGUAG
Messenger RNA from Fusarium mangiferae, 1926 nucleotides. RefSeq lists its product as uncharacterized. Gene Ontology annotation, molecular function: protein kinase activity; ATP binding. NCBI's taxonomy places the organism in Eukaryota, Fungi, Ascomycota, Sordariomycetes, Hypocreales, Nectriaceae. Gene Ontology annotation, biological process: protein phosphorylation. The record is from RefSeq and is a predicted model, not a curated record. The transcript has 2 exons. The coding region runs from base 1 to 1926 and encodes 641 amino acids.